UUUUAUCGUGUGGUUUUUCCUUCGUCCACGUUGUCUUUGCCUUGCGUAUACCUUAGCUUUUGCAGCACCGAGCUUCGAUGACUCUGCAUGCGCUUGGUUGUUUACUGCGAUGCUGAUCCCUGUUUUGUUCUUCAGUUUAUUUUCUACGGCUUAUUUUAUUAUUAAUGGGAUUUGAACGAUCAAUCUCAGUUGGCAGGUAUAUCAAAUCUGCAGGGAUGGAAAGCAGCGCUUCCUCAAUGAAAUUUCGGGUCAAGCUUUAUAUUCGGUUCUUAAAAUUCUACUGUCUCGUGGGUUUCUUUUGGGCCUUUAAGACCUUUAUUUAUGUAUUGUAAGCCCUAGACUUUAUUGAUUGUAUUUGUGGGCAUUUGUUGCCUAUUUUAAUAAAUAUAUAUUUUUGAAAAAAAAGUUGUUGCGUGGCAAACGUGUACAACUUUCGAACAAAAGCAGCCAAGCAGGUUCCAGCCGUCAGAUGAAGUCAAAGUCAAAUUCCAAUUCCAAGUGGACCACGUUUCAGUCGGCGACUAGGGCACUAGUCAAAACGCAACUGCACCGACCUGCGGCCAAAUCCGGAAACUGUUAAAUAUAAAUAGAACACAAACCACCCUUCAAACACCUUGCAUUCAUAGAACUUGCUUCUCUCUUGAUCAUGGAUGAGCUUCAGAUUGCUACAGAAGAAGCAGAGGUUCUUCACAGAAUGAGCAACUGGGGUGUUUACUCUACCUUCGAUGGUUCUUAUGAUCCAAGAACUAUCGGCGGAAAGCUUGACCCCGACGAGCUUCGACUGGCGAAGUUGGAAGGGAUGAAACGCGAGUUAGCGAGGUUGCGAGCGAGGGAUGGAAAUCGAGAGUUUGAUGUGGUGCUGCGAGAGGUGGAGUUUGAGGUUAUGAUUCAACUGGGAAUGAUACUGGCGAAGAGUAUUGAUCCUGUGUUGAAGGGAUUGAAAAAGGUGAAGAUUGAAGAAGGAGAGGUUUGUGGGGUUUGUCAAGAAGAGAUGGAGAUGGGAGAUGAAGGUAGAGCUAUGGAGUGCAUGCAUAAGUUUCAUGGGUUUUGUAUUGUUCAGUGGUUGAAGAUGAAGAAGACUUGUCCUUUGUGCAGAUACGAGAUGCAUAUCCACCAGGAUACCAGUUUUUGAUAAGCAUUUUGUAAAGCAGAGUUCGAUCAGUUUAUCUUUUAUUUUAUCAAUUCUUUUGAUAAUUUGGAUCAGUUUGCAAUUCUUUUUUGUUCUAAAAAAUAAUAGAAUAGAUAAUGCAGAUAUUCCCGUUAUUUUAA
Messenger RNA from Manihot esculenta (cassava), 1269 nucleotides. RefSeq names its product probable E3 ubiquitin-protein ligase HIP1. Gene Ontology annotation, cellular component: cytoplasm. The record is from RefSeq and is a predicted model, not a curated record. Gene Ontology annotation, biological process: protein ubiquitination. Bases 647 to 1132 code for a protein of 161 amino acids. Gene Ontology annotation, molecular function: ubiquitin protein ligase activity. The transcript has a single exon. NCBI's taxonomy places the organism in Eukaryota, Viridiplantae, Streptophyta, Magnoliopsida, Malpighiales, Euphorbiaceae.